AUGCUUCUCCAUCUCCAAGUAUAUAUACGCUAAUAGUAGUCAUCGUUUCAAGUGCUUUGCUUGCACGUCUCAUGCAUGACACAACUGUACGUGGUUGAAUUUGGGUCAGCUUAGACGCACCUCGACUAAUUUGUUACCUUCCACCACCACAGUUAUUAGAGAGAAUACAAAGUCAUGGAAUCUAUCCGGGCAUACUUGAACAGUCCUAUGGGUCCUAAAACAACUCACUUUUGGGGUCCUAUGGCCAACUGGGGAUUUGUCAUCUCUGGAAUGAUGGAUGCAAAUAAGCCCCCAGACACAAUAUCUGGCAACAUGACUGCAGUAUUGUGUGUAUUUUCGAUGUUGUGUAUGAGAUUUGCAUGGAUGGUGAGGCCUCGCAAUCAUAUGCUACUAACUUGCCAUGCUGCAAAUGAAUCUGUGCAACUCUACCAACUUUCUCGUUGGCUCGGACAUCAACGGAACCUCCAACAGAAGGAAGACGUGGCAGCUUUCAAGUGACUUUAUUUACUUUUUUCCCCCAAAAAAAAAAUAGAAACGUAUUAGUUUCCCACAAGCUUAGUUAUGUACCAAGGAAAUUGUGUAAGCAUAAGAACCUUAAACUACUAGGAAGCGUGAUUAUAGUGCAGAAGGAAUAGGCCAUCAGCCUUGUUCUCUUUUGCACUUCAAAACUGACUCUUGCACUAGUAAAGAGUGAAAUUAAAACCACUUAAAAACAGCAGCUAUCUAAACAGAUUGCUUGGUGUAUUAAAUAUCAUGGUUGAGAAAAGCAGAUUCUAAGGAA
This is a messenger RNA of Lycium barbarum (goji berry), 781 nucleotides long. Its product is annotated as mitochondrial pyruvate carrier 1-like. Lineage: Eukaryota; Viridiplantae; Streptophyta; Magnoliopsida; Solanales; Solanaceae. The record is from RefSeq and is a predicted model, not a curated record. Bases 175 to 498 code for a protein of 107 amino acids. The transcript has 6 exons. Gene Ontology annotation, biological process: pyruvate import into mitochondria. Gene Ontology annotation, cellular component: mitochondrial inner membrane.